ACACUGACAGCUUAAGCCGCGUGUUUGUGCGACAAUUGCGUAUAAUAAUAUUUUCCCCGGUUGUUUUUGAAUAUUUUCGAAUUUUUAACAAGAAGUACACAAAAUGAGUGGUGACGGUAGUGACACUGAACAAUUUGAUACUUUAUUUUUAUCUGUAGCUCAAUAUCAUCCCCAGGGUCCAACACAGCUUCUGGAUACAUUUGUGAAUUUUUUGAGUAGAAAAACCGACUUUUUCAUAGGCGCCAAGGAAGGAGAAUGGGAAAAGUUGGUGAUGGACACUUUCAAAAAAUACGAAAAGUUAAGCAGGUCAAAGCACGAGGAGGAACUAAAGGAAAAGCGUGAACAAGAAGCUCGAAAAAAAGCAGCUGCUGCCAAAAAGGCAGAAGCGGAAGUUGUUAAGCCUGCUCAAAUCACUGAAUUGACUGAUGAAGAAGCUGAAAGGCUUCAGGCUGAAAUAAAUGCUAAGUUAAACACCUCUGGUAACGCUGAAAGUUCUUCAAAUGGUUCAGAAGCUGUGGCGGCGACUAAAAAGGUAGAAGAAGAUGAGGAUGAAUCUGAGAAAGGCAAGAUACUGCCUAACACAGGAAAUGGAUGUGAUCUAGAGAAGUACAAGUGGACGCAAACCUUAGGAGAUAUUGAGUUAAAAAUUCCCCUCAAAGUAAACUUCAGGGUAAAGCAGAAAGAUCUAGUAGUAAAUAUGACGAAGAAGCACUUGACGUGUGGUAUCAAAGGCCAGCCGCCCAUCAUAGAUGACGAUUUUCCACAUGAAAUCAAAUUAGAAGAGUCUUCUUGGGUGAUCGAAGACGGAAAGGACCUAUUAUUUACUUUUGAAAAGGUAAACAAAAUGAAUUGGUGGAGUCAAAUAGUCAAAUCCGAUCCUGAAAUCAGCACAAAGAAGAUCAAUCCCGAGCCAUCCAAACUUAGCGAUCUCGACGGAGAGACCCGUGGAAUGGUGGAGAAAAUGAUGUACGACCAGCGACAAAAAGAAAUGGGCCUACCUACCAGCGACGAACAAAAAAAACAGGACGUUAUUAAGAAGUUCAUGGAACAACAUCCGGAGAUGGAUUUCACCCAAUGCAAAUUUAACUAGACGAUUAGAAAAUUUUUAAUUUCGUUUUUGCUCUUGUGUAUAUGAAUAUACUUUUUCUGUAAACGAU
Messenger RNA from Diabrotica balteata, 1157 nucleotides. The record is from the annotation of a GenBank genome assembly. Lineage: Eukaryota; Metazoa; Arthropoda; Insecta; Coleoptera; Chrysomelidae.